AUGGGUAAGAAGCUCGGUCGACAUUUACCCAGGAUCGCGAGCGGAGAUGCGGAGGAGGAAGUGGUCGAUCACGAGAAACAGAAGGAAAAGGAACGGGCGGAUUUUCUGGAGGAUCGAAGGUUCGCGAGAGAACGAAGGUUGAUGGAAAGGAACGGGGCUACGCCGACGAGGAGAGUCACACAGGACAUGGUGGUUCCUCCUCCACCCGCAAAUACAGACGACGUCGCGGGUGUGCCUGGUCGAUUGCGGCUUUCGAGGGACGCGGUGCCCGUACCGGUAUCGCCUUUGCCUUCGUCAAGGUUGACGAGGGGGUUGUGGGCGGACGUGCAGAGGCAUUUGUUGCAGGCGUAUGAGUAUUUGUGUCACGUGGGAGAGGCGCAACAGUGGAUCGAGGGAUGUUUGGAUGAGGAGCUUGGGUUCGGGGUGGUGGAGAUGGAGGACGGGAUGAGGAAUGGAGUCGUGCUCGCGAAGUUGACGAGAGUAUUUGAGGGCGAAGGUGUCGUGCGAAAGAUCUACGAAGCGAGGAAACUCGAUUUUCGACACUCGGACAAUAUCAACGUCUUCACCACGUUCGUGCGGCAUGUCGGCCUUCCGGAGAGUUUCAUCUUCGAACUGACCGAUCUGUACGAGAAGAAGAACUUCCCGAAGGUCAUCUAUUGUAUCCAUGCUUUGAGUCAUCUUCUCGCUCGCCGUGGACUCGCGGAGCGGAUAGGCAACCUGCUCGGAAGACUUCAAUUCUCCGAUGAUCAACUGCAAAAGACGCACAAGGGACUCAAGGACUCCGGCGUCUCGAUGCCCAACUUCGGGAACGUAGGUCGGGAACUGGCCAAGGAGAUUAACGAGGAACCGGAAGUCGAGCCAGAAACGGAGGACGAACGGCGCGAUCGCUUAUUGCUGGAAAAUGAACCUUCUAUUGUCGCCACACAGUCCAUCGCUCGGGCAUUCCUCGUGAGGAAAGCGCAACGGACGCAACGAGCAAGAUUACAACUCGCAGGGAAGUAUGUCGUACGACUUCAAGCUCAGUGCAGAGGAGCGCUCGCGCGACGGCAGGUCGAAGACCAGCGGGAGGAACAAACACACCUCAAACCUUGGGUCGUUGCUCUUCAGGCCUCUUUGCGAGCUUCGCUCGCCAGACGACGUUGGUUAUCGCACACACGCCAAAUCAAGUCUCGAGCCCAGACAUAUGUCCAACUGCAGGCUCAGAUUCGUGGAAUCCUUGUUCGUCGUCGCUUCGCGAAACUCAAAGCCGCCAUCAGGAACAGUAUCUCCUCCGUCACAAAGCUUCAGACUUUGGCACGCGCACGCCUUGUUCAGCGAGCACAAAAGGAGCAAUUGCGCGCGUUCACCUUUGACGGUACCAUGGGUGAUAUCAUCCGUUUCCAGGCCAUCGCUCGAGGCGCCCUCCAGCGUCGUGUCAUAACCCAACAACUCCAGAUCCUGGAUGCACUUGAUCCCUCAAUCGUUGGUCUUCAGGCUCAGGCCCGUGGAGUCAUCGUGAGACGCCGAGUUCGGACGCAGCUGGCCAAACUGGACGACGUGAGCCACGUCGUCGUUCGAAUCCAGGCAGCAGUCCGGACCUACUUGGCCAGGAAACGGCUGUUGACUCUCAUUCGUGGUCUUCGAAAAGCGACCCCAGUUCUCGUGCAGCUUCAAGCCCGUGCACGCGCCAAUCUAGCUCGACAGCAACAUAUGUCCAUGAACAAGGCCCUAGCAAAGAUGGAAAUCGUCGCGUCCGUUGGUGGGUUCCAGGCUCUGGCUCGUGCUGCCCUUGCGCGUAACCGUCAUCGCGAGCAGACGAAACAGCUCGAGUUCCGGCUGCCGGACGUCGUUGGCUUCCAGUCGCUCGCUCGUGGUGCCCUCGUCAGGCGUGAAUACUACGGGUGGCGCGAUCAUCUCUGGAGGAGUCAAGGCAUCGCUGUUUACCUCCAGGCGCUCCUUCGCGGUGUUUUGCAACGGAGGAAGUUCAAGGCGAAGAUGCAAUAUUAUCGUUCGAACCUCGAUAAGGUCGUCAAGAUCCAGUCGCUUUUCCGUGCCAAGGAAACUCGUGAGCAAUACCGUCAGCUUACCUUGGGUACGAACGUCACCGUCGGGACUAUCAAGAAUUUCGUGCAUUUGUUGGACGAUUCGGAGACGGAUUUCCAGGAGGAGGUCGAUCUCGAGCGGAUGCGGAAACAGGUCGUUGAGCGGAUUCGGGAGAAUCAGGCGUUGGAGAGCGACGUCAAUGAUCUCGACGUAAAGAUUGCCCUCGUCGUGCAGAAUGUCAAGAGUUUUGAGGAACUAAUCAAGGCUCGAAGGCGAUAUGGUGCCGAUACCGCCGCGGCUCAUGCGGCGAGAGCUUCUGUCCUUGCUGCUCAUGGAGAUCCUUUCGCUGGUCCUAGUACUCUGGACCACGCGGCCAAACGGAAGUUGGAGUUGUACCAGCAACUGUUCUAUCUACUGCAGUCUAGAGGGGAGUAUCUCAGCCGUUUGUUCCGUCAGGUGUCAUUGGAGCCUUCGCCAGAGAAGAAUCGGAGACUGUUGGAGAGGGUUGUUUUGACUUUGUUUGGGUACGGACAAGAUCGUAGGGAGGAUUAUCUUCUUUUGAAACUGUUCCAGCUCGCCAUUCAAGAGGAGGUUUCGACCGCCAAGUCCGUCGAGGAUAUCGUCCAUGGUCACCCUAUCUACAUCAACGUUGCAGUCCACUACAUUCGUCCCAAACAGGCACCUCAUGUGCGAGAGGUUCUCCAACCGCUCAUUCGCGAGGUCAUCGAAUCGGAAGACUUGGACCUGGAAGUGGAUCCUACACUCAUUUAUCGCGCGAGGAUUAAUUUGGAAGAGAUGAGGGCUGGGGUAGCGACUUCGAAGCCCAAGAACAUCACUUUCAGAGAAGCCUUGCACGACCCUGAGACACGUCCUGAGUACAUUCGCCACCUACAAGUUCUCCAGUGGUGGGCAGAUGCCUUCGUCAAACAGAUCACGGAGUCAACGCGUAAGAUGCCUUACGGUAUUCGGUAUCUUGCGCGAGAGACGCUGCUUGCGUUGAAAGCCAAAUAUCCUGAUGCUUCUGAGGAAGUCUACGCGUCGUGUAUAAGCCGACUUGUCUACUAUCGCUACAUUAACCCUGCGAUCAUCACCCCGGAGACCUUCGACAUUGUCUCGAACACCGUCGAUAUUGGCGCUCGCAAGAAUCUCGCUCAGGUCUCGAAGGUGCUUACCCAGAUCACGGGAGGUCGCGACUUUGGAGACGACAUGCCGGCGUACAUCCCCAUCAACGACUUUGUCCGCAAGUCUGUGCAGCAGGUCUUUGCGUGGCUCCUAGACGUCGCCGAUGUACCCGAUGCCGAGUCUCAAUAUCACGCACACGAGUUCCUCGACGCCACCGUACAGCCGAAGCCCAUCUAUAUCUCGCCCAAUGAAGUGUAUGCCAUGCAUGCGCUUCUCGCACAGCACUUAGAACAACUGGUCAGCCCUGACCCUUAUGACGUCCUGCGUGUGAUCCUGACCGAGCUCGAUGGUGUACCACAUCUGGGCAACGACGAGCUGAAGGACGCGAGGGACCGAGCGAUUACCCUCGAUCUCACCAACCGCUUCGCGCACGUUCGUGACCCCCGCGCAGAUGAAAAGACUUUGUGGAUCCAGGCUAAGCGGACAGUCCUCGCGAUUUUGCGCGUGCAGCCUGGCAAGGACCUGGUCGAAUCUCUGAUGCAACCUGUGACUGAGGAGGAUGAGGUGACUUGGGAGGAGGUUCUCGAAACGGAGAUGGCGUCGGACCAUAAAUUGCGACACCCUGCCCGUAUGCCAUCAAGCGCUGCUCAAGAGUCAGCCUAUCGACUCGAGGAUAUUCGAUCGCUAUCCUUCCGCGAGGUCAAGGCGCAUGCUAUCUUCUUCUUGCUCGAACUGGAGAAGAUAGGGAAGAUCACGCGUGACGAUGGAUAUCAAGGCAUUCUCAACGCUAUUGCUGGUGAUGUUCGUUCCAAGCAUCGGACGCGACUCCAACGUCAACAGGAAAUCAAUACCAUGUCCGAGGCCUUGACUCAUCUGAACCAGCGCAAGAAGGAGUUCGAGGAACAGAUCAACAGCUAUAACAACUAUGUUGAGACUGCUAUGGCCACCAUGCAGCGAGGCAAAGGGAAAAAGCGUUUCGUCAUGCCCUUCACGAAGCAGUACUUCCACCUCCGAGACCUACAGCGCUCAGGCAAGACCCCGCAGUUCGGGUCCUUCAAAUACAGCGCACACGACCUCUACGAGAAGGGAAUCCUUCUCUCCAUCGACCAAUACUCACCCCGCCAGUUCGACAAGAUCGACCUGGUGUUGUCUUCGAACGAGGUCGGCGUAUUCAGCGUCGAAGCUUUCAACCAUGCACUCGGGAUCACCAAUCGCUUGUUCACCGAGGAUAUCCGGAUGGAAGAUCUCUUACAGGCUCAGUUCCAGGACAAGGCCUCCCUCUCCUUAUUUAAUGGGCACGCGAAAUUCAAUCUCAAUUUGUUGCUGUAUCAGAUUAACAAGAAGUGA
Messenger RNA from Stereum hirsutum FP-91666 SS1, 4491 nucleotides. RefSeq lists its product as uncharacterized. The transcript is spliced from 15 exons. Gene Ontology annotation, biological process: regulation of actin cytoskeleton organization; regulation of GTPase activity; mitotic actomyosin contractile ring assembly actin filament organization. Gene Ontology annotation, molecular function: GTPase activator activity; calmodulin binding; actin filament binding. Bases 1 to 4491 code for a protein of 1496 amino acids. NCBI's taxonomy places the organism in Eukaryota, Fungi, Basidiomycota, Agaricomycetes, Russulales, Stereaceae. Gene Ontology annotation, cellular component: cytoplasm; mitotic actomyosin contractile ring. The record is from RefSeq and is a predicted model, not a curated record.